Halichondria panicea is the source of this 1011-nucleotide messenger RNA. Its product is annotated as dentin sialophosphoprotein-like. The transcript is spliced from 4 exons. The record is from RefSeq and is a predicted model, not a curated record. Bases 16 to 1011 code for a protein of 331 amino acids. Lineage: Eukaryota; Metazoa; Porifera; Demospongiae; Suberitida; Halichondriidae.
CCAAUUUACAACACAAUGCAAAAGUCUACUGUUGCAGUCAGUCAUUUGAUGCCCUCAAAGGGUGGUGGGGGUUUGGAAUUGUUACCCCCCAGAGUGCAGACAGAGUCAGACACUGCUCUUGAAACGACCGGUAAAUGUGACAACAGUUCUAUCAUCAACGAUGCAGCCAUGUUUGUUUCCAUGCUUGAUGAUAGUGAAGAUGGUGAGACAUCUGCCGAAAGUGACGUCAAGGAAACAAACAAUGAAGUUAUCGGCAAUUCGAUGGGUGCAUCCAUGACAGAGUUUGUUGGUGGCUGUGUGAGUUCUGAGGAACUGUUCUCUAGUGCAACUACUGCAAACGAUUCUGUCAUAAUUGUAAGCUCAAAUUCGGUUGCCAUGACUCGACCUCAAAACACUAAAGUUUCACCCUCAAAAACAUCCUCGCUUCAUUAUAAUAUUGAGCGCGUACAAGAAGUGGUUGCCCCCAACGAUAACCACUCAACUUCUUUGUUUUCUUCUAACGGCUGUGCUGUCAUGGACACUGCAGAUUCACCUACCAAAUCUAGUGGAGAGACCAUUGACAUUGAAAAACCAACCAGUGAUAGUAACUGUAUUUCAAAAAUGUCACAACAAUCUAGUGACAUAAACACGUCAGAUUCUAGUGACUCCAGCUCAGAUGGGGAAUUGUCUGGAAGCUCUAAUGAUGAUACUGAAUUUCUAUCCAACAGUCGGUACCAACUCAGGAAGAGAAAGAAACCACCUGAAAUGGAUGCUGCAACUAAGAAUUCCAGGAAGAAGAGGAAGACGAGGAAAUCAAGGAAAGCAAGCCGAGGUCUAAAGAAGGAUAGAAAGGGGAAGCGUGAUACAGUAGUCCUGAUUAAUAAGGUGACAAUGUGCUAUGCAGCUGACCUAAAAGAGAGCUAUUCUAGAAAGUGUAAGUCUAUCAAUAGGCAACUGUUGGCACACAUCUCCUUUAGCAAUAUCACAUGGCUGCGUCCAGGAUUUGGGUCAGGGGAGACAAAUUGGGAAUAG